This is a messenger RNA of Lachancea thermotolerans CBS 6340, 1986 nucleotides long. Its product is annotated as KLTH0D16456p. The coding region runs from base 1 to 1986 and encodes 661 amino acids. Gene Ontology annotation, molecular function: DNA-binding transcription factor activity, RNA polymerase II-specific; zinc ion binding. The transcript has a single exon. The record is from RefSeq and is a predicted model, not a curated record. Gene Ontology annotation, biological process: regulation of DNA-templated transcription. NCBI's taxonomy places the organism in Eukaryota, Fungi, Ascomycota, Saccharomycetes, Saccharomycetales, Saccharomycetaceae.
AUGGCGGCCAAUGGAGGCAGAAGACGUACCAAGCCGUGCACGAACUGCAAGAAAAAUAAAGUAAAGUGCCUAUAUCAAGACUCGUUACCUUGCGAACGAUGUGCUCGUCACCAAUUGCAAUGCCACUUCGCUGAAAACAAUUCUCUUAGGAACGAAACUCUUUCGGUGCAUGAAAUUAAUACAGGGUUGCCGCAAGCGCCAGCUUUAAACGAUGCCUCCACUCUUGGCUGGUCUAACUCAGUGGACGCUCGGUUGGACACGUUUGAAAAUGCUCUAGAAUCUGUGUUAUCGAUUCUGCAGAGCAAUCAGAUUCAGCAGCAACAACAGAUAAACCUCCUGCAACAUCGUAUUCGACAAAAUUCGCAUGCAUGCCCUAGCCAAGCCCUGCCACUUAACUUAGAGCUUGAAAGUUUAGGCGAAUUGGUAGGCAGCUCGGAAGUUCGCGAUUUUCGGACUGCUCUCAUUAUCUCGAAAGAUCAGGCCGCGGAACUUGUGACUAUUUUCUCAGAGAAAUUUGUCCCAAGGCUCUUUGGCUAUGACAUUGGAAGUCUCGACGCUGAGAACCUUUGGAACAACUCACCGCUUUUGCUUGCAUCUAUAUGUGCAGUAGCGUGUGCUCAUCAUCCCCAUUUAUCAACGGCAUUCAACGGGCUAAGAAAAAGUCUAGAGUACUUCGCAUCUCAAGUUCUGGUGAAAGAAGUAAAGAGCCACCAAGUUGAACACGUUAUCCUUGGUUUAAUAAUAGGCGCCUUGUGGCUGGAGUCAGGCCAGAUGUUUGUUUCAGUUGCGAUCCAAUUGGCAAGAAAUCAUAUGAUAGACCAACAGUGGGCGGCGCCUUCCUCUUUCGAAUCGAGCUCUUUACAACGCCUUUGGUACCUCCUCUAUAUUGUCGAUGGAAACCAAAGCCUAAUAUUUCGGAAAAGCCCUUCGAUUCAUGAAAAUGUUGAGCCAUCAUUGCAAGGCGCGAGAGAUAGUGUAAUAAGGGGGCUUAGGGCACCAGAGAUCCGCAGAGUAUUGCAGGAAAACCAGGAUACAAAAGAUAGAUUGGUGAACCGAAGGCAGCUCCAACUUCUGAACGAGGUUGACCGCCGGAAAAUUUCAAUUUCGGGAUCGGCGCUGCAUGACGUUAGGCUUUUGAGCCAGGUUGAAUACCACAUGGCCAUGGAGUCUGUGUUCAGCAGGCACACUUGCUUUGGCAGAUCUGCCGGCGACUAUAGUGAGUCUCUCGAAGCAUCUUCAGCGCUUCUGGACCCAUCUAAGUUUGGGGUUCCCUGGAAAAGCAAUCUUACACUAGAUAAAUGGAUGAUUUCAUGGACCAUAACGCUUCAAAGUAUUGAUUUUCAAAGCGAUCCUUGGUGCUUGAAGUCUACUCUCCUCUACUAUAACUUUGCCAGAAUGCAUCUGAAUACGAAACCGCUACUUGCAGGCAAAAAAUCGGCUAUCAAUGGCAACAAUGACGAACUGAUCCGUGUGUGGCACAGUUCAUCUAACAGCGACGAAGAUGCACCAAGUUUGUAUGAUAAACUUGAUGCAUCACAUGAAAUUUCGCUUUCCGCGGCGCACUCGCUGCUGAGACUAGCAACUGAUGACAAGGACCUGAAGGGUAUAUAUCAAUUCCUCCCAAUUCACGUCCACGUUAUGCUGUACUACGCAUCACUAGUAUUAUUAAACCCAGCAUUUAUUGAGAUGCAUGGGGGGUCCUUGCACAGAAAAGCUGUAGAGUCGCGACUAAAAUCUGUCAGUAAAUUCAAGAAGCUCUUAUCCGAGACCCCACUAUCUGACACUGAAUUCAGGAACAAGCUUUUAAAGAGUCUGACGCAGAUUUUAAAGACAUACGCUGAAAGGUACGCACAAAUAUUUUUGCAUUAUAGAAGCGGCUCCGCACCGUGCAUAGAGGAGGUAUUAGAAGACGAGGGUCCCAGUCAGGGGGAGACGAAACCUAGGCCCAUUUUAGCAUGGCCAGGAACAAACCCUGGUCACCCAUAA